AUGCGCAGCCGCUCCGUUACAGGUGUAAACUUUGCGCGGCAACUUGCCGAAUAUCGGCAAGAAAAUCAACCGCCAGCCAAAAAAUUCAAAUCCUCCGCACCUAAGGGCACAAAAUUCUCGGGAAAGUAUACGGAUCGCACGUUGCUGCGACAAAAUGAGGAGGAGGUGGAUACGGAGACCGGGAAAGAUUCUCGCGGAAAGAGAGUUGAGGCUCUGGAGGAAAUGGUUAAACUCGGCCAAAUUGAUACAGCUACGUUUGAGAAGCUUAAAAACGAAAUCGGAAUAGGAGGAGAUGUUGAAAGCACCCAUCUUGUUAAGGGCCUGGACUGGAAACUAUUGCAAAAAGUAAAAGCAGGCGAAGAUGUUGCCCCUCGUUCAGACACUGGGCCAGACGAACACCCCGAGGGUGAAGGAGAUAUCGGUGACGAAUUCGAGCGAAUUAUGGAAGAGAGAGAGAAGGAAGCGGUAGCGAUGGUGGAGAAGCAGGAAAGAGUGAAGAAAGGAAACAUGGCACCCCCGCCUGGGAGGCUGUCAAGAGAUGAAAUUCUAAAGCAAUUGAAAGCUAGUCGGGCUGCUGGGACUUCGAUAUCACUACCUCAAAAUCCACCAAUGUCGAUUCUCGGAGAUAGAUUUAAGAAAAUAGGUGCGAGUGAUCAGAGAAAACGAUGGGUUGAAACCGAUGGUCGCGGCCGACGAAGGGAAGUACUAGUCGUGACCGACUCACAAGGAAAAUCGAAGAGAAAAGUUCGUUGGUUAGACAAAGACGAUGAUAAAAAGGACCACCUCCUGACAGUAGAUAAAGAUGCACAGCCUCUGGGAAUGGAAGUUCCCGCCGAGGUCCUGAUGCGUGCCAAUGCUAUCUCAGAGCCAGAAGAAGAGGAUGACAUAUUUGAGGGCGUUGGGGCUGACUACAACCCUCUAGCAGAAAUUGAGGAUGACGAUUCAUCAUCAGACAGUGAAACAGAAUUAGCAAAAACCUCGCAGAAUAUUCCUGAGCGAGAAAUAACAGAUCAAACGACUUCGAGUAACAUAACGCAAGCAUCUGGUCCUCGAAACUAUUUUGAUACAGGCACAACUAGCGAGACGGUUAAAAGCAACCCUCCCAAUGGAUUGUCUUCCGAUCCCACCAUUCUGGCAGCGUUAAAGCACGCAGCGAAAAUUGGCCAACAAACUACCGAGCCUUCUGACGAGCAAGAUGACGGAGAAGUGGACGGAGAAGCAUUGCUACGGCGUAGGAAAUUUCUAGAAAAGAUUAGGCAGCGCGAUCAGGAGGACGCGAUGGACCUUGAUCUUGGAUUUGGAGAGAGUAGGUUUGGGGAUGAUGACGAGGAUGAAGAGCUCUGGGAUGAGCGCGGUACGGGGAAUAAGAGGAAGCGUGGCCCAAAAAAGAGGAAAGGUAAUAAGGAUAGCGCCAGCGAUGUGAUGAGCGUGUUGCAAGGGAGGAAGAAGACGGCGGAUAAGGCUUGA
Messenger RNA from Ophidiomyces ophidiicola, 1467 nucleotides. RefSeq lists its product as uncharacterized. The record is from RefSeq and is a predicted model, not a curated record. Gene Ontology annotation, cellular component: nucleus. The transcript has a single exon. Gene Ontology annotation, biological process: mRNA splicing, via spliceosome. Bases 1 to 1467 code for a protein of 488 amino acids. Lineage: Eukaryota; Fungi; Ascomycota; Eurotiomycetes; Onygenales; Onygenaceae.